CCCGUGGAUAGAGAUGAGUCGCAGUCGAAAGUAUUGAGACGACGUCGUACGUGCUCUGAAACAGGAGGCGAAGGGUCGAGGAGUGUCAUUUCGUGUGAUUAUACAUUCACGAAAACGAAAUUGCGCUCACCAGAUCGUGCUCGUUCAGCACAGCAAACCGCAUCGAUUUGGUCAGCGGACGAAGUGAAGUCUGAAGCUACUGCUGCUAAGCCGAUGUCUCCUGGUAAUUUUGCUUCCAUGUUCAUUAGUCACUCUCGGCACUUCCGUUUGGAAAUUAUCACAGCAAACUUAGAAGAAAAUUUCAUCAUUUGGGUGCAACAUGAAUUUCUCAUUGUUUUUACUUUGCCUAUCAGCUUUCGCAUCAUCAGUGCAACGCUGAAUCGUCGUCACUCGAAGACACUCCGUUUAUCUCGAGUUGUUCUUGCGAUAGGCAUUCGAAGGUGGUGA
Molecule: messenger RNA, 447 nt
Organism: Anisakis simplex (herring worm)
Lineage: Eukaryota; Metazoa; Nematoda; Chromadorea; Rhabditida; Anisakidae
Source: the annotation of a GenBank genome assembly